Lasiodiplodia theobromae is the source of this 1308-nucleotide messenger RNA. Its product is annotated as Integral membrane protein. The record is from RefSeq and is a predicted model, not a curated record. The transcript has 4 exons. The coding region runs from base 1 to 1308 and encodes 435 amino acids. NCBI's taxonomy places the organism in Eukaryota, Fungi, Ascomycota, Dothideomycetes, Botryosphaeriales, Botryosphaeriaceae.
AUGGGCGGCGGGCUCAGUCCUCCGCCAGACCUCCUGGCAGAAUGGGUGACUAAUCGGGAGCGGUUCCCGUAUGGCGAGCGGCGCGGGCCCUUCAUGAUCAUUUUGAUGUUCGUGUUAUUGGCCGCGACGCUGGCCGUUGUGGGUGCGAGGCUCUGGGCGCGCUGCAGGAUCAGACGCAAUGCUGGGCUGGAUGAUUGGUUGAUCGUGGCAGCUAUUCCUAUCCUGCUCGGUUACGAUGCUUGUCACUAUUUGGGCUUCUACUACUAUGGCGUCGACCGCCACGCCUGGGAGGUGACAAUCGCGCAAGCCGUCAACGUGCGCAUCGUCACAUGGGCCAUCGCCUGCGGCUACAUGCUCAUCACCUCGCUGGUCAAGAUCUCCAUCCUAAUGUUUUACCGCCGCCUGAGCGAAGGCAGCGUCACGAUGUCGUGGAUCUACAUCGUGCGCGGCUUCAUCGUCUUUGUCGUCCUUUACUGCAUCAUCUUCACGCUCAUGCUCUUCGUCGAUUGCCGCCCCCUCAACUCCUUCUGGAAUAAGAUGAAUCCGGUAUGGGCAGCGACACACGAACACGUCUGCUUCAAUGAAGGUGCCGACUUCAUCGCCUCGGCAGUCGUCAGCGUCGUCACCGACGCCGCCGUGUGCAUCCUCCCGCUGCUCGUCGUCCGGCGCCUGCGCAUGCCGAGGAAGCAGAAGUGGGCGCUGAGCGCGUUGUUUGGCGUUGGGUUCUUUCUUUGCUUCUGCGGUAUCAUGCGCGUCGCAUACAUGUACGAAAUCUACUACGCCACCUACGACACCACUUGGGAGGCCUCGUACGUCUGGUCGUGGACCCUCGCUGAGACGCACUUCGCCAUAAUUUGCGCAUCUGCGCCUGCGCUGAAGCUCUUCUUCGGCCGCCUGCUUCAGGGCUCGUCUGCUCAGCCGGACAGCUACACCUCACGCCAACGCCACGAGUACAACAACUUUGGGAGCGACGAGCUCGGUGCGGCUGGCUCGGGGGUGCAUGUCAAAAGUGGUGGUGGUAGCGAGGAAGGAAUUUAUAUGGCAGAUAUGCUGGCGUUUAAGGAGGCCAGGUCGAAGGCAGAGAAGGAGGGAAAGGAGUUACCGUUGUUUGAGACGGUGGCGGAGAGGAGUGGAAGCGAGUCGCCCGUUUCGAUUACCGUCGAUGUUAGACAUGGGGUGGGGUUGUCUGCUGUGAAUGAUACGAGUAGAACGUUGAGUGAAAACGAUGCGCAGAUUAUGGAAGAGCAGUCCACCAAGAGCAUUGGAAGAAGUAGGGGGAGUACCGACAGCAUACUGGGUGGGAGAUAA